AUGGCAAAGACACCGAAUUUCCCUUUCGAUGUUCGAUCCUACGACGUCCACGUCUAUUUCUUCCAGACCGAUCAGGCCCAGCUGCGCCAGGCCAGGGAGCUCCAGGACGAGAUACGCGGCAAAUUCCCCCAAUUCAAGAUCAAGGUGUGGGACAAGCCAAUUGGCCCUCAUGGAAUUGGGAAUUUCGAGGUAAAUCUCAUGAAGCACGAAGAUUUCGUUGAGUUUGUGACCUGGAUCCCUCUCAACCGGCGGAAUUUCUCGGUGUUGAUCCAUCCUAACACCGGAAACCCUCUGCGAGAUCACACGGCGCAUGCGAUGUGGAUCGGCCAGAAGCAGGUACUCAAUCUGAGCGUGCUCACGGAAGACGACGAUGGCUAUGGCUACUUCUCAUAA
This is a messenger RNA of Selaginella moellendorffii, 393 nucleotides long. RefSeq lists its product as uncharacterized. The record is from RefSeq and is a predicted model, not a curated record. The transcript has a single exon. NCBI's taxonomy places the organism in Eukaryota, Viridiplantae, Streptophyta, Lycopodiopsida, Selaginellales, Selaginellaceae. The coding region runs from base 1 to 393 and encodes 130 amino acids.